AUGGCGGGGCGCUGUGCGCGGCUCGGGCGGCGCGGCGAGCGGCGCGGCCACGUGGUGCGCGUGGGAGAUCGAAAACGCGGGCGUUACAAUGAGGAUCAGCUUUAUGUUCUUUUGGGACUGAGAACAGAGGAUGAAGCUGGUGGUCUUCCUUCAAAUGAGGAUCAAACUACUACAAUCAAUGGUAGUACAGUUCCUGAUAUUGACACUAGAGGUGCCGCAAUUCCUGUUGACGAUGAAAUACCAGAGGAGAGGGUUAUCGUGUAUGACCCUAACAACCCAUGCAUGAAUCUUGGCACUGUGUACCCUAACAUGGUGGAGUUUAGGUUGGCUGUGAGGCAGUUUGCUAUUAACAAAGAGUUUGCUUUACACACCGUGAAAAGUGACAAAGAGAGGUUUAUUGGAAAGUGCAUGGCACCAGAUUGCCCUUGGCAUAUUAAUGGUCGAAAGCAGCGUGAUUCAAAUAUUGUUAUGGUGACAGCACUGACUGAUCUACAUACCUGUACAUCCAGUGCUAGGAGAAUGACUACCACACCCACUGCUGCUUGGGUUGCUUCAAGGGGUAUCAACCACCUCAGGAAGGACCCAAAUAUGGGCCCAAAAGAUCUAAAGAAGAAGCUGGAAGAGGAUCACAAAUGUGAAAUUCACAAAUGGGAAGAAUGGUAAUAAGAAAUCAAAGAAGGCUGCUGCAAAUAAUCCUGUACAAGGUGAAAAUGUAGUUGUCCAAGAAGAGAAUGCUGCUGUCCAGCCCCCAGAAAAUGUUGUUGUCCACUCUGAAAAUGCUACUGCUACUGCUCUCCACUAUGAAAAUGUUUUUGUCCAGCCCCCAGAAAAUAUUGCCACAGCUAAGGCAACUAUUCUUGCAACAAUUCCAGACAGAGUUACUAGAAGCCGCCUUGCUUUCCUACUUGGAGAAGGUACAAGUUCGUCCCCAACAAAGCAGGCUCCGAAAUCAAAAAAGAGAGGAGUAACAAAGAAAUUGACUCCAAGGAAGCUGAACCCGAAUUGAGACUGUACUACUAUAAGUUAUGUAUGAACUGAGAUGUAAUGCCUAUGUAUGAACUGAGAUGAGAUUUGGCUAUGUAUGAACAGAGAUGUCCUAUGUAUGAACUGAGAUGAGAUUUGGCUAUGUAUGAACUAAUGUAUUGUCUAUGUCCUAUAUAUGAAUCAAGUUGUUCUGUGGUCAUGCU
Panicum virgatum (switchgrass) is the source of this 1187-nucleotide messenger RNA. RefSeq lists its product as uncharacterized. NCBI's taxonomy places the organism in Eukaryota, Viridiplantae, Streptophyta, Magnoliopsida, Poales, Poaceae. Bases 1 to 663 code for a protein of 220 amino acids. The record is from RefSeq and is a predicted model, not a curated record. The transcript has 4 exons.